UUCACAAUAAAUAUAUUAAUAACUCUCCAUAUUAUUUAGUUAAGUACAGGCGUCAUUAAAAAUAGAAUGUGGCACUUGGGGAGUGCCACCAGAAGUGAAUACUUCUUAUAGCGCGUUAUUACUAUAAUAUAAAAGUGUCACAUUUCAAAAUUUUGUCAAAUCGAGUUAAAUACACAAUAAAAUCGAAAAAAAAAACGGCGAAUUUUUUGAACGUAGUGUCAUAACUAAACUCCGAAUAGUUUCCGAGAGAUGGGAGGAAAUGUCGCUUUGUCGGUGUAAAGGUUGGAUGGUUCGUCUAUUGAUGUAUCGACAUAAUUCAAUUGAGUGCGAGACGUUACUCUUACGGACACUGUUGUUCAUAUGGAAGUUGAAGGUUAGAUUCCAUCCUGAUCAGUAUUUUUCACUCAUGAGAGGAAUAAAAAUAGGAAAGAAAAUUUUCCAAGUUCUCGAAAUGAGUUAUAAGGACUUUUUGUACUUAAAGUCAAUGCCCGAUGUAAUUCCACAAGGGAUUAUCAAAAUUCGAGACUUGCGCAUUAUUCAUUUAACAACUGAAAAAGUAGAAUAUACAGAUCCAUUUGGAUACGAGUAUUCCUCCAUACCAAUAAAACGAAAAACCAAAAGCAAAGUCAAAGUGAUAUUACCAGCACAUCCAUAAAAACCAAAAAUAAAUGAAAAAAAGAAGACUGGGAUUAUGUCUCUAUUCGAAAAAAAAAAUAUAUAAUUUGAUCUUACUAUAGGCCCUUUUAUGAAAGAUUGUAGCUAAUGUUUCAAUAAAAUAACAUUUUCAAAAUUG
This is a messenger RNA of Diabrotica virgifera virgifera (western corn rootworm), 793 nucleotides long. RefSeq lists its product as uncharacterized. The record is from RefSeq and is a predicted model, not a curated record. NCBI's taxonomy places the organism in Eukaryota, Metazoa, Arthropoda, Insecta, Coleoptera, Chrysomelidae. The coding region runs from base 260 to 655 and encodes 131 amino acids. The transcript has 3 exons.